GGAUAGCAACACACGUUCAGAAGUCCGCGGGUCACCACUCACCAUCGUCACUCGUCAACGGACUCGCUCUAUUGCUUCCACUUCACUGUUUUUCUUUUUCGAGAGAAAGAUUUUCAAAUUCGAAGAUUCAGCGUGACACCGUAACCGUACUCUUGCGUCGCUGAACGGUGAUGAUGGAAGCUUUAUCAAUGGCAAGUGUAUCGUUCCCAACCAUCUCUGUUUCCAGAUCCAGAUGGAACUCUAGCUACCGUCCGAUCAAAUGCGCCGCUCAAUCCCUUCCUCUAGUUGAUAAUGCAGAUAAAUUUAUAGAAGCUUCGAAGAAAGGGAACGUGAUUCCUCUGUACCGUUGCAUAUUUUCCGAUCACCUCACUCCGGUUCUUGCUUAUCGGUGUUUGGUUAAAGAAGAUGAAAGAGAUGCUCCUAGCUUUCUCUUUGAAUCUGCUGAACCCGGUCUUCACAUUUCUAGCACCGGAAGGUAUAGUGUGGUGGGAGCACAACCGUGUAUGGAAAUUGUGGCAAAAGAGAAUAUGGUUACUAUAAUGGACCACGAGGAAGGGCGUAAGACGGAGGAAAUUGCGUUGGAUCCUUUGGUCAUUCCUCGUAGGAUUAUGGAGAAGUGGACGCCUCAACUCAUUGAUGACCUUCCUGAAGCUUUUUGUGGUGGUUGGGUGGGUUAUUUCUCGUAUGAUACAAUGCGCUAUGUAGAAAAGAAGAAACUUCCCUUUGCUAAUGCCCCUAUGGACGACAGAGGCCUUCCUGAUGUUCAUCUGGGCCUUUAUGAUAACGUGAUUGUGUUUGAUCAUGUUGAAAAGAAAGCAUAUGUGAUUCAUUGGGUUCGGUUAGACCGAUAUUCUUCUCCUGAGAAAGCCCUCAACGAUGGAUUGGACAAGCUGGAAACUCUUGUAUCUAGGGUACAUGAUAUAAUUACCCCAAGGCUGCCUGCAGGUUCAAUAAAGUUACUCACUCGUCUCUUUGGUCCUAAACUGGAGUUGUCAAACAUGACAAAGGAAGAAUACAAGAAGGCAGUAUUGCAGGCUAAAGAGCACAUACUGGCUGGUGAUAUUUUUCAAAUUGUCCUAAGUCAACGGUUUGAGCGCCGAACUUUUGCAGACCCUUUUGAAGUCUACAGAGCUCUGAGAAUUGUUAAUCCUAGUCCAUAUAUGACUUAUUUGCAGGCCAGAGGGAGUAUUUUGGUUGCUUCAAGUCCAGAAAUUCUUACACGGGUGAAGAAGAGAAAAAUCACCAAUCGGCCCCUUGCUGGGACUGUUAGAAGAGGGAAAACACCAAAAGAAGAUAUCAUGUUAGAGAAAGACCUUUUGAAUGAUGAAAAACAAUGUGCAGAACAUGUAAUGCUGGUCGAUUUGGGGAGAAAUGAUGUUGGAAAGGUCUCCAAACCCGGUUCUGUUCAAGUUGAAAAACUUAUGAAUAUUGAGCGAUAUUCCCAUGUUAUGCACAUCAGCUCUACUGUAACCGGGGAGUUAUUAGAUGGCCUAACAAGCUGGGAUGCAUUGCGGGCUGCAUUACCUGUUGGUACGGUCAGCGGAGCGCCAAAGGUAAAAGCCAUGGAGUUGAUUGAUCAGUUAGAAGUGGCAAGACGUGGUCCAUAUAGUGGUGGAUUUGGAGGCAUAUCUUUUUCCGGUGAUAUGGACAUUGCUCUUGCUCUGAGGACAAUGGUUUUCCCUACUAAUACUCGCUUUGAUACGAUGUACUCGUACAAGGAUGUCAACAAACGCAGAGAAUGGAUUGCCCAUCUCCAGGCUGGAGCAGGAAUUGUGGCUGACAGUGAUCCAGCCGAUGAGCAAAGAGAAUGCGAGAACAAAGCUGCAGCCCUUGCACGUGCCAUUGAUCUUGCAGAAUCUUCAUUUGUUGACAAAUGAAUUUGGGUUUAUUCAUCAUCUGUGAUGCACCUUGUAAAUUGAUGAUAAUCAUUUGCGAGAAAUUGGGAGGCAGAUUAUGGGAUUUUUAUCAACCUGUCCUGGAAACUAUUUUGUGUUUUAAAAAAAAUGAAAUGUAAUCUUGUCUUGUUACUUUAGAUGCGGCUCAAUAAUAUCAUUUAGGGAAGAGGAUGUAGUUGAAUGAGUCAUGGAGAAAAAUGAACUAAAGGUUUUUAAAUGUCUACAUGAAUAUCACCAUAUUUUGCUGCAUCUGUUAUUACAUUUA
Messenger RNA from Medicago truncatula (barrel medic), 2160 nucleotides. Its product is annotated as anthranilate synthase alpha subunit 2, chloroplastic. NCBI's taxonomy places the organism in Eukaryota, Viridiplantae, Streptophyta, Magnoliopsida, Fabales, Fabaceae. Gene Ontology annotation, biological process: L-tryptophan biosynthetic process. Gene Ontology annotation, molecular function: anthranilate synthase activity. Bases 171 to 1877 code for a protein of 568 amino acids. The transcript is spliced from 10 exons. The record is from RefSeq and is a predicted model, not a curated record.